UGUGUUUUGUCAGAAUUAAUGAGAAAAGUUCCCUUGCCCUAGGGGUAAUUAGUGUCCUUGGAGUUAAAUAAGCUAAUACUUAGACACCUCUGGCACAAGCAAUUAUGUUUGUGUAUUGAAUAAUUGAUUCAAAGAGGGGGGAAGGGCUGCUAAUCAGAUCUGAGCAUAAUGAAUUGAUUUAAUUAACAGGGGAAUCCGAGGGUCUCUGGAAACUGCGCGCAUUUAUUCAGCGGCGGCGGCGGCGGAGGCGAGCGCGGCACACGAACCGGGAGCGAGGCGGCGCGAGUUCGCUCUUAGCAGUUGGCAGAUUUGCAAUUGGAUUUGUUUGAACAUAGUUGCCGUUUCGCAGCGAGAAGGAGACAGAGAGGAUAUUAAACGGCGAGGGCAGCUCAGCCGUUCAGUCUGCGCGUCCGAUCCGUCCGCGUGUGUGUGUGCGUGUGUGUGCGUGUGGGCACAGUUACAGAGGCGACACUAGAUUUGAUUACGCUUUUCAUUGUUUUGCCUGAAUUCUCUUUCUUCCUCUUUUUUCCCUCCUCUUUCUGUCGCAUGGAAUUUAUCCAAAGCAACCAACGCUGUUCGACGCUAUUCAUUCCCAUCCCAGUUCGGUCCGGAUAGGAGGGGAUCUCGCCGCGCACAUCACCGCAUAUGACAUUAUUAGUCGAUUGGUAGAAGGUGGGGGAACGAGCCGACGUGCGAAUCCGUCUUUUCGAGGCUUUUUUUUCUUUUCUUUUCUUUUUUUUUUGUUGUUGUUGUUGUUGUUGCUGCUGCUGCUGCUGCUGCUCUUUCGCCGAGGCUCACAGUCGAGUCAGCCGCGCGUUGCCGAGCCAUCUCCGGGAGACGCUGCGAGCAGCCUGCUGGAGCCGAGGACGGAUCGCCCGGGGAAGGACUCCUCGUUCCUCAGGACGAUGGUGUUGGACAAGGAAGAGGGUGUGCCGAUGCUCUCCGUCCAGCCCAAAGGGAAACAGAAGGGGUGUGCUGGCUGCAAUCGCAAGAUUAAAGACCGCUACCUGCUCAAGGCCCUAGACAAAUACUGGCACGAGGACUGUCUCAAAUGUGCCUGCUGUGACUGCCGCUUGGGGGAGGUGGGCUCCACCCUCUACACGAAAGCCAACCUCAUCCUCUGUCGCAGGGACUACCUGAGGCUCUUUGGUACAACGGGGAACUGUGCAGCCUGCAGUAAACUGAUCCCAGCCUUUGAAAUGGUGAUGAGAGCCAGAGAUAAUGUUUACCAUUUGGACUGUUUUGCCUGUCAGCUUUGUAACCAGAGGUUUUGCGUGGGGGACAAGUUUUUCCUAAAGAACAACAUGAUUUUGUGUCAAAUGGACUAUGAGGAGGGCCAGCUGAACGGGAGCUUUGAGACACAGGUUCAAUAGUUGGAACCUCGUGGCAGCAACAAUCAGCUCCACACUUUACACACGAGAUGGGUGUUCUGCUGCACUUGGAAAAAGACAAGCGUCUGUCUGCUUGCCUGCAAUACUUUUUAAGACCCCUUUAUCAGUCUCUAAGGACUCUAUUGUAAAUGUUCAACUUUUUGCCCCUCCCACACCCCAACACUGAGCAGUUACAAAUGUUGAUGUACAGUUGUGCCUGCUUAGCUGAGCACUGUAUUGCUUGUGUUUAUGUUUUGUGAAAUUUAUUUCAGGUUUGUUUUCUUCUCCUUUUAGAAAUGGUUCAUUGGAGGGUAUGUACAGUCUGUUUUCUCUGUAUAUAUAAACUGGAACAUUUAUUUUAUGAAAUGUAAUGCAAUUUUAUUACUAGUGUGAAUUAAAGAUUCUUAAAUGUUCACAGUGGGGGUUUUUUUUCUCUUGUACCAAAACCAAAGUUGUUGGAGGAGGUUAGCCCAUAUGUUGAUAAGUAAUCAUGUCUGCAGAUACUGCAAUGGUAUAAGAAGCCUUGCAGGAGAAGAGUAUAUUUGAAGUCCUUCUUUAAAACAUGAUGCAACAAAACAAGUUUGUAAGUAUGACAUUUUGCAGAGUACUGAUGGAAUUAGAAAUGCUGUUUAAAAUGGACUAAAAAGAUUUUAUUUGGAAUAAAAGAAUGCUUCUCCAAA
This is a messenger RNA of Scophthalmus maximus (turbot), 2050 nucleotides long. It is a transcript of the gene lmo1, whose product is annotated as LIM domain only 1. The transcript has 4 exons. Gene Ontology annotation, molecular function: DNA-binding transcription factor binding; transcription coactivator activity. Gene Ontology annotation, cellular component: nucleus. Gene Ontology annotation, biological process: positive regulation of transcription by RNA polymerase II. The record is from RefSeq and is a predicted model, not a curated record. Bases 906 to 1373 code for a protein of 155 amino acids. NCBI's taxonomy places the organism in Eukaryota, Metazoa, Chordata, Actinopteri, Pleuronectiformes, Scophthalmidae.